Penaeus vannamei (Pacific white shrimp) is the source of this 3150-nucleotide messenger RNA. NCBI's taxonomy places the organism in Eukaryota, Metazoa, Arthropoda, Malacostraca, Decapoda, Penaeidae. The record is from RefSeq and is a predicted model, not a curated record.
GAAUUUGUCCUUUCCCGCUGGCUGUCUCCACGAGCCCGCCGGGUCGCCCGUGAGAGAGUGGAGAGGGCGCUGGGUGCUGUCAACUGAACUAAGGGAACCAGAACGUGCUCAGAACGACCGAGUUUACGAUUCUCUAUAGAACCUAGGCCAAGUUUUGUCUGUCUUUGGCCCCGACCUCCCUGACCUUGGCCUCGACAGUCGGCAUGGAGGUCAACAAGGGCGCUGCUGCCGCCAUCUUCCUUGCUCUUCUGAGCGUCGUGGCCAGCCUGAAGAACCUCCAGCCGACCAUCGUCACAGGCACCUUCGUCCAGCUGGAGUGGGAGAGUGACGGGAACGGGACGGGAAUGGAGCCGGAAUUCGAGGUCGCCUGGGGAGCGGAGCCGGAGCUUCGCCUGCGCACCCACUCUGCAAGGGCGAGGUUAACGGACCUGCAACCCGGCACCAGGUACUCCAUCACGAUAAGAAGUGUCUCCAGGGGCUCCGCUAGAGGGAUUAUGGUACGGCUACAGACAGCGUCGCUGAGACUGACCCAGUCGUGGGGGAACCAGCUGCAGGUGGCGUGGAACUCGGCCUUCGCGAACCCUAGAGCAGUCCGAAUGAUGUACAAAGUGCAGUGGAAUAUAACAUCCAGAGCACUUUCAAGCAACUACACUUUCAACCAAACCACAAUUGUGAACUCGACUGAGGCUGAAAUAAUGAAAAUACGUGUCCCAUACUACGCAGAGAUCGUAGUGUGCGUCCAGGCUCGGCGGCAGAAGGAUGAAUGGUCUCGAAAGGCAUGCGAUUCUGUAACAACACAGACUGGAACGCCAGGAAAUGUAAGGAACCUGAAGAUCACCCCAGAUGAGCGUUCCUUAAGAGUGACCUGGGAAGACCCGGGCGACACUCCUCCCACAGGAGAGCUAGACAGGGUGUCUAUAGAAGUGAGCAACACAUGCAAAUCGUUCACGUCUUUAGAGCCCAUUCGUAAUUUAAGUACUGGCUCUGGGAAGAGGUUUUUCAUCGUCAAACAUCUCCAGCCUGAUUCAGACUAUGCUAUAAAGGUGCGCGCCUUGAACAAGGGAUUAAGUACUUCCAAAUCUGUGUCAGCAAACUCAAGGACUCUCCCUGGCGUCCCGUCGUCGCCGCGCGCUCUCCUUGCCCUGCCCUGGAGCAGCACACAGGUCCUUCUCUCGUGGGCGCCGCCAGACGAACCUCAGGGCAUCCUUGUCAAUUACACAGUCUCGGUUGAUGGAAAAGUCGGCACAUGCAAAGAGGACACGCUCCAAGUGCAUCGGUGCGAGAUAAACGGCUUCACCCCAGGAGAAAACUAUCGCACCGAGGUGGCAGCAUGCAACAGACUUCACUGCAGCAGUGCGGUUGCAACAGAGGUCGCCAUGCCAUCUGAAAGAGUCCUCCCAGUGUGGAUCCCGGUCCUGCUGGCCUUCCUUCUGUUCAUCGUCCUCGGACUUCUGCCCUUCAUGCUGUGGCGAAGCAAGAAAUUGGUGGAUCAUCUGAAUGAAAGAAUUCGGCUCACAGAGGCCAUACAUGCUCCGGCCACAAAUGACAAAGGCCGACCUGGAGAAGAAGCAGUUUUGGCUUCAGAUAACCCAGCCAAGGACCAGGCGCCAAAUCCUGAUCCCCAUGAGUACGACGACCCAUACACCCUGGGAGUUGCUUACACACCUCAAGUGAACCAAGGAGAUAUUCUUUUGGGCGAAGAUCAGAAGCAAAACCGUAUCAGUGAGGCUGUCUAUGCCAACAUACUCGCAAGCAGUGAGCAUCAGUAUGCAAAUAUCCAUGUAGCAACUACUUGCGUUAUUUCACGUUGACUAGUCACUUAAUGUCAGAGAGAGAGAGGAGAGGAUCAUGUUUUCCUUUUAGUAUCCUUUCACAGGUAUGCUUAAUGUAUCAUAUUCAACUAUGUGCCCGCCAAGGUGCAUUCUGAUGAUUUAUCCCAUCUUUUAAGAUAGAGCCAUGCACAGAGUUGUAGGUUUGCAGGUGAUGGAGUUGGGGCAGGCAAAGACCUCCUCCUUCUUGGGUUUGACAGAGUGUGUGCAGGAAAUCUUGGCUGCAUGGAUGAGAUAUCGUUUUUUAUUGGCAUGUCCCUUAGUCUCGCCUCCAUGCUAUUGGGGAAUACUCGAGGGAGGGGAAGUGGAGUCACACUUUGUGCCUGUCUACGAGUCAUGAUGCUUUGUUUAAAGGGUUAUUUCGAGAGUUUACAUCUCAUUUCAAGCUGCAAGUGUAAUGCCGUUACCCAAUGGCUUCUGUGGCAUAGGGAAGAGCCCCGGUAUGUACAUAUACUGAUGGAAAGAAUUCCUGAAGGAGGUAGCUUUUACUUAACUUCAGUGACUUUUAAAUCCAGCCAUGCUAAGAGGAAGAAAGGUCUUCUGGAAUGUCGGCCUUGGUUCUGAGAUCACUAACCUGCACGUAGAACUGACUUGUUUAUUUUACAAUGAUAAAGUAGAAAAUGAUACACCUUGAUUAAAGAGUCGAGAGUUGUUUAUUUAGUUACAGGAGUUAAGUACAUUUACAAGGACAGAGUUAGGUUACAGAAUGCAAAGCAAAACUUGACUGGCCAGGAAAGGCCGGAAUUUAACGUCGAGCUCCCUGUCCAGCCAAAUAAUUCUAAUUAAAGAAAUGAAUAUCCAAAGGCCCAAAAAUGCUAAUUAUAAUACUCAACACUGCCAACACAAUUGUCUGUAGAUAAAGAUGCUUUAGAGUUGUAAAUAGUACCCUGUUUAUGUUGGCUUCUGCUUAGCUGAUAUCCAUAUGAUAUUUAAAAAAUAGUAGGUCGAUGUGCCUGCUGUGUAGUGAUCUACGUUGAAUGCGUUCUUGCUUACUUUAGAUGAAUAUUGUAUGCUAUAGGAAUGGCCAGAGAUGUCAUCUUGAAACACUGGUGGCUACAUGAUGCUCUUGUGCCAUGGGAAAAAUAUCGUCUAUAUAGGGUUAUCAAAAUGUAGAGUGAAAAUCUUAAUGCGUUUAUGUUUUUGGUUUGUGUAAGCAGCCAACAUUCUCCCCUGGUGGCGAAGCGUUGAUGGAAGCUUGUCUUAAAUGUUCUUCAUUGUUUUUUUGCAUGUUUUUAUGUGUAUGUCUAUGGCUUUGUUAUGCAUAUGCUUGUGGUAAUGUAAAAGACAUCUGAGUGUAUUAAAUAAACUAUUCUGGCCCAGU